AUGUCGCAGAAUUCUGGUGAAGAUAGGGUUAAUGGGCCCCAGUUGGACAUGGGUGUCCACGGUCAGGGGAAGAAGUCUGGGAUGGAUUUGUAUUUUGAUAGGAUGGUUACCUACAUGGGCGAUCAUCCUGUAAUUAGUAGUGUUGGUGGGUUUUUUGCUGUUUACAUGCUUGCCGGGGCUUACAAGUCCGUACGAGUGAGAAUUAAUGGAGGUAAGCAUGGUUCUGGACAAUUCUUAAAAGGUGGUUUCGAUCCAAAGAUGAAUAUGGGAGAAGCUUUGCAGAUCUUGAAUCUCAAGGAAUCCAACUUAAAUAAGAAGACUCUGAAAGACGUGCAUAGGAAGAUCAUGUUGGCUAAUCAUCCCGAUAAAGGUGGCUCGCCUUAUGUUGCUACAAAGAUCAAUGAAGCAAAAGAUUUCAUCGAGAAGAAAGGUGUAAGGAAAUAA
Molecule: messenger RNA, 444 nt
Organism: Tetrapisispora phaffii CBS 4417
Lineage: Eukaryota; Fungi; Ascomycota; Saccharomycetes; Saccharomycetales; Saccharomycetaceae
Gene: PAM18
Product: Pam18p
Exons: 1
Coding region: 1-444 (147 amino acids)
Biological process (GO): protein import into mitochondrial matrix
Cellular component (GO): PAM complex, Tim23 associated import motor
Molecular function (GO): ATPase activator activity
Source: RefSeq, a predicted model, not a curated record